Messenger RNA from Oryctolagus cuniculus (rabbit), 578 nucleotides. The record is from RefSeq and is a predicted model, not a curated record. Lineage: Eukaryota; Metazoa; Chordata; Mammalia; Lagomorpha; Leporidae.
CAAAGUAGAAAUGGCAUAGCUCAGAACAUUCCAUCACCAAGGUAAUAUCCAAGCAGCCUGAUCCACACAAGUGGAUUCCAGAUGGGCUUUGGGUUACGUACGUUAAGUCCUAAAAUCUUGGGAGUACACCUAACCCUCAGCCAGGAGCAGAGCCCAGCCCAGCCAGACCCUCAGCUUGAAGCAGGGUUCUCAGGAAAGCAAGAAACACUUGACAAUUGGUAUUCAGCAUAAUGGUAUCUAUAAACAGAACUAAUGAAAUAAUUGAAAAACUUAGAGCAAACAGACAACUUCUUUUGGAGGAAAUAAACCAAAAGCGUGACUCCAAUUGCUUAGUGGAAAGAAGCAAUCAAGUCAGCUUACUGAGAGUUCAGAAGAGGCAUUUCAGUAAUGCCUACAAGUCCUUCAUGGAUGGGAAGAUCAAAGACGCUGCUCCUGACAGCGGCAGGAGCUCCUGGAUCAACCUGAGUCACCUUGUUCACAAGCAGAAGAAGCACUUUCCACCCCAAAAUCAUGCCAUAUUUGGAUAAACUGCAUUUCCAGAGACACAGAAAUACAUUCUCUUUGGCCUUUCUCCAAAA